AUGUCAUCAUCACCCGACAGCCCUCCCAAGAGGCCAAGACUGUCUCUUCAGAUCAAGGCAAUCUCCAACGGCCCGAGCGUUCGCACUUCUCGCAACUUGGCAGCGGCCGUAAACCCGAGAUCCCCGACGUCUUUCAAUACUCUUUCAAAUGUCUACGUCACAGCCAUAGGCAAAUCCGCACCUGUUGAGGAGCCACUGACCGCCAUCAACACAAGGAGCAGAGGUCUGCCACUUAAACUUCAGACACAAAAUGUAUCUACAACGGCACAGUCAAUAUCAGCCUUCGGGGUUGGUCCCGAGACUCCCUUGACUGCCCAGCCAAUGUCACCGGCCGUCUUGCAAAACAUAACAUUCCCAAGUACUAUGACUGCUACACCACCACUGUCUGCUGGUCCGAUGGAGGCGGCCGAUGCCAGAGUUUUCACCUUCUCCGCCGAGGAUACUUCAGCCACGAGGCCGAGGACCGACAUGACCUCGCAGCUCAUGUCUCCCCGAACGCCAAAAAGGCGUACCGCGGCUCCGGGCACCGGUGGAUCUCGGGCUGCGCCUUACUCUCACAACCCGCGCUCGUUGCCCAGUAUUCUACGUAACUCUCCGCUACCACGCCUCCCUACCAUGUCUCCUGACUCUCCAAGGAGGCAGUCCAAGCGUCUUCAAGAAAAGGCCGCUCGCCGAGUGUGCUACAACACACCACUGACCCAAACCAUCACGACGAACAAAUACACCAAGUCGCACAUCGACUUGCUCUGCGAGGAGGCGUCGCCUUUCUCGCCAUCUAAGCCGGCAUCCGAAGACCCAGAGAUCGUUCUUGACCUCGCCAUGGCUUACACCGGCGACGAGACGCGGGAUGGCGGCCAAACACCUGGUCCUUACGAGGAGAUGCGGAGGCGAAUGGCCGGCCUGGCUGCUGCCUCACCGCUGUCUUCACCAAGCGGCAUCAAAAAGCGGACUUCUAAGAAGCGGGAGAAGAAGCGUCGCUGGGUCUGGACCAUCGGGGUCGAGGACGAAGAGGGUGACGAUGUUGGAGGAGCCGUGGCCGCCUACCGCGCCGCCGAGGCCGCUGCAGCCGGGACACCACUGAAAUUGACGGCUCCGACGAUGGUCAGAGACGAACAGCGCGAACCCCUCAGUGCGAUACCUAAGCUGUGCAUCAAUACCAUGGCAGUGUUCAACCAGCAGCAAAGGGCCUACGAUCAACCAUCCCUGGACGAGAUCACCCCAAGCAUCGAGUCUUCAGAUUUUAGCAGCCAGAUCGGCGGCGAAUCGUCGGCGUCGGAAAUGGACGUCGAGAUGUCGGACGUGAGCAGCGUCACAUCGGACAUGGGUGAGAGCUGCUACGGCGGUGGCCUGAACCCACAGCAGUCGGACUACGAGCUUGUCACUCCGACGCUGAUGAGGUCCAACAAGAGAUUCUGCUCCGGGUCGAGAUUGGGAUCGGAGGAUAUGAUGAGUUUUACGGCGGGCAGUCGGAGGGACACGCCCAUCCCGGCGCAUUUGACUUGCUCUUGA
Pyricularia grisea is the source of this 1509-nucleotide messenger RNA. RefSeq lists its product as uncharacterized. The transcript has a single exon. The coding region runs from base 1 to 1509 and encodes 502 amino acids. The record is from RefSeq and is a predicted model, not a curated record. NCBI's taxonomy places the organism in Eukaryota, Fungi, Ascomycota, Sordariomycetes, Magnaporthales, Pyriculariaceae.